GUAAAGCAAAGUUGGCAGUUUAAUCUGCUUACAAACUGUUUGGUGUAGCAGAAGCCAUGCAAUCUACCAUGUAUAUAACACAACUUUAAAUCACAUUCAAAAAACCUUUUAUGUAUUAAACGCGAUAAACGCAUUCUUCUUACGGUCUCUCAUGCUUCAUAGAGGUGCAUUCAUUGACAGUGACAUUUUUACUGUUCACAUUCGAUGAGUCAGCUUUAUGAUUCUUCUUCAUUCUGAGACUAGCAGAAAGUGCCAUAAGGCCGACAGCAGGCAAGAUGAAGAUGAUGACAUUCUUCAUCGUGGGACUCAUGGUCCAUGUAGUCUUCUUUCUCUCAAUAUUUGACAUCUAUUUCACAUCCCCACUUGUCCAUGGAAUGACACCACAGCGUAUCCCUCUGCCCCCUCCAGCCAAGCGCUUGGUGCUCUUUGUGGCAGAUGGUCUGCGAGCUGACAGCCUCUUUAAGCCAGACGACUAUGGGACUUUCAGGGCUCCUUACCUAAGGACUGUGAUUGAAAAGGCUGGUACAUGGGGAGUGUCACACACACGAGUGCCCACAGAAUCACGUCCAGGUCAUGUGGCUCUUAUAGCGGGCUUUUAUGAAGAUGUUAGUGCUGUUGCCAAGGGCUGGAAGGAGAAUCCAGUGGAAUUUGAUUCUGUUUUUAAUGAAAGCAGACACACCUGGUGUUGGGGAAGCCCUGAUAUAUUACCAAUGUUUGCCAAAGGAGCCAGUGGAGACCAUGUGUAUACUAACACUUACCCUCCAGAGCGAGAGGACUUUGCUUCUACAGAUGCAUCCAGGCUUGAUACCUGGGUUUUUGAUGAAGUGAAGGCCUUUCUCGUUGCUUCCAAAAACAAUAAAACUCUGCUGAAUAAAUUACAUGAAGAACAGAAUGUGUUUUUCCUUCAUCUGUUGGGGAUGGACACCAAUGGCCAUGCCCACCGGCCUAUGUCAAAGGAGUAUCUGGAGAACAUUGGCCUGGUUGAUGCUGGUGUAGCUGAGAUUGUUGGACUGAUGGAGGACAUUUAUGGGCAUGAUGGAAAAACAGCUUAUGUUUUUACAUCUGACCAUGGCAUGACGAAUUGGGGCUCUCAUGGUGCAGGACACCCAUCAGAGACGCUGACUCCGCUGGUGGCAUGGGGCGCUGGGGUUCAGACAUCACAGCAGGCUGUCUCUCAGAAUUACGACGAUCAUUAUCUACAAGAAUGGGGAUUAGAAAUGUACAGGAGAGUGGAUGUCAAUCAGGCUGAUAUUGCUCCACUAAUGUCAUCUCUUAUUGGAGUUCCCAUUCCUUUGAAUUCUGUGGGGGUCUUACCACUAAAUUAUCUCAAUAACAGCCAGCACUUCAAAGCUGAGAGCAUGUAUGCAAAUGCCAUUCAGAUCCUGGAGCAGUUCAGGGUAAAAAUGGCACAGAAGAAAGAAACAACAAUACACUUUCUGUUUACACCCUACCAGCCUCUGACUGACUCUAUGCAGAUGGAUUUUGUACGUCAUGCAAGAGAUUUGAUCAAGAAAGGACAAUUUGAUGAAGCAAUCCAUUAUUGUGAGGGUCUGAUAGCCCAGGCCAUGGAGGGCUUGUCAUAUUAUCACACUUAUGACCGACUUUUCCUGGGCAGCAGUGUUGUUCUGGGUUUUAUUGGCUGGACAUCUUAUGUGGUUCUAUUCAUCCUAAAGACUCACGCUAGCCUACGUAAACCUCCAACUAGCACACACAUGAUAGCAGAAAGGAUUCUAGGCCGGACAUUUCUGUUUAUAGGUCUGCUUGUGACUUUUUUCCUGUGGGUUCAGUCCAGUCCUUGGACCUAUUACAUCUACUGCUUGCUUCCUGUGCCCGUGUGGUACUCCGUUAUAAAAGAAUUUGAAACUCUUGUCGGACUGAUAAGAUCAAUCCCAUCACUACCACUCAGCAAGUGCUUUGGAUACUUUUUGCUGGUCACAUUCGGAAUUGAGUUACUAGUUGUGAGUUUUUUCUAUCGGGCCAUGUUGACUGUGGGGUUGGUUGUUCUUGCACUGUGGCCCAUGCUUUCUGGCCUGUACAUCAAAGCAAAGUUCAGUUCAAUAAGCUGGAUUUUGAGCUGUCUCAGCCUGGCUAUGUUCCCACUGUUGCCUGUGGUGGGACGGGAACCCAAUGUUAACUAUGUAAUUUGUGCUGGAGUGCUGACCCUCUUCAACACUUCCUCAUACCUCUGGUCAUCAUGGAGAUGCUGUCCUCUGAGCAGAAGAGAUUGUCAGCUGCUCAUCUUCCAGAUGUUGCAGGUGGUGUUGUGUGCCUAUACCCUGACCAGUACCCACUCCAGUCUGCAGCUAAAGCAGGGCCUGCCACUCUUCAACCAGCUCCUUAGCUGGUUCACACUUGCUUCCUCAUUUUUUGUGCCGUUAUUGAGUUCCACCAGACUCUUUCAAAGACUGUUGAGCAUUCUGAUGUCCCUAGUGUGUGUCUAUCUCCUCCUGAGCACAGGGUACGAGGCUCUCUUCCCUCCAGUAUUAUCAUGGCUCAUGUUUGCAUGGAUCAGUGUUGAGCAGGAAGCCAUUAACACUCAAGAUUGGUCCAACAGGACUGAGCUCUCCAGCAUGGAUUUUGCUGAAAAUAUUGACAUUACUAAAAUCAGGCAGCUAAGGCUGGAUGACAUUCGGAGAUCCUAUUUCUUUGUGUUUUUCAUAAUAAUUGCAUUCUUUGGUUGCGGAAACAUUGCCUCUAUCAACAGUUUUGAUCCAGCUUCUGUGUACUGUUUUCUGACCGUCUUUAAUCCUUUCAUCAUGGGUGGUCUACUGAUGUGGAAGGUUUUAAUUCCCUUUUUAAUUGUGAUGUGCACAUUUGAAAGCAUACAAGUGUCAACACAGCUCUCCUCACGAAGCCUAUUCCUCGUCGUGCUUGUCAUCUCAGACUUGAUGGCACUGCACUUCUUUUUCUUAGUAAAGGAUUAUGGAAGCUGGCUUGACAUAGGCACUAGUAUUAGUCACUAUGUCAUCGUAAUGUCAAUGACCAUCUUCCUUAUGUUGCUGAGCAUCAUGACCCACAUCUUAACCUCCAAGAGAAUCCACAUUGGACUGAAAAGAAAGAUGCACUUCAGAUGAGGAUGGCUUAACACUGUCCUCCUAAUGUUCACAAGGUGCAAGAAACAAACAAACAAAAGAAACCAUUUUACACUGCAAUGAUAUCAGUUAUAUCAGUGUUACUUAAGACUAAUGACUCUGCAUUUAAUGGGAAGAUUGCAUCUGCUAGGUGGAAUUAAAAGAAGAAAAGUUAUUUGUUUUGAUACAUGCACUCAAUGUAUCAUGCACAUUGCUGCCACAUUUAGUUCUGUGGCUAUAGGUGGAAACUGGCACACAGCUUGCUGCUGUUUAUAUCUCUGUGAUCUCUGUCCUAUUUUCUUUUUUAAUAAAGGCACAAUUAAAUGUGUCUCAGUGUAUGUUCUGUAUUGCUGAUUUAUGUCAAAGGUGUGGAAAAUCACUAUCUAAAUCUCUGAUGAUGUUAUGGUAAAUGUGUAGUUUUUUAAUAGUGUAUUUUAAUAUUAUUUGACCAUUAUUUAUAUAAUAAACAUUUACAU
Messenger RNA from Xyrauchen texanus (razorback sucker), 3547 nucleotides. RefSeq names its product phosphatidylinositol glycan anchor biosynthesis, class N (gene pign). Gene Ontology annotation, cellular component: endoplasmic reticulum membrane. Gene Ontology annotation, biological process: GPI anchor biosynthetic process. Gene Ontology annotation, molecular function: mannose-ethanolamine phosphotransferase activity. NCBI's taxonomy places the organism in Eukaryota, Metazoa, Chordata, Actinopteri, Cypriniformes, Catostomidae. The transcript is spliced from 29 exons. The record is from RefSeq and is a predicted model, not a curated record. Bases 276 to 3074 code for a protein of 932 amino acids.